Hypoxylon trugodes is the source of this 1184-nucleotide messenger RNA. Its product is annotated as Endonuclease/exonuclease/phosphatase. NCBI's taxonomy places the organism in Eukaryota, Fungi, Ascomycota, Sordariomycetes, Xylariales, Hypoxylaceae. Gene Ontology annotation, molecular function: 5'-tyrosyl-DNA phosphodiesterase activity; single-stranded DNA binding. The transcript has a single exon. The record is from RefSeq and is a predicted model, not a curated record. Gene Ontology annotation, cellular component: cytoplasm; PML body. The coding region runs from base 12 to 1097 and encodes 361 amino acids. Gene Ontology annotation, biological process: double-strand break repair.
ACUACAUAUCCAUGUUUCGAAAAGCAAGCAAACAUCUAAGUUUAGUUAGAAGAAACCUAUAUCAUCCCACACGCACAUGCCAUUUUUUCAUCAUGGACGAGUUAAUCCAAAAAGCAAUCAAAGAAACACAAGAAUCCGUCAAACCAAUGGAUUCCGUGAAGUGGAAGCCGGAUGAGCCGCACCCGCAGUCGUACUUCGCAUAUGAUAGCGACAAGCAGGCAUGGCAGCCCAUGGAAGCUUCGGGAAAUACGCAAAAUGAAUCUGGAUUUGGUAUCACACAGCUCGCUUUGUAUAGCUGGAAUGUCGACUUCAUGCUACCGCUGGCUAAGGAACGCAUGGACAUCGCAUUGGCGCACCUCGAGGGUCUUACUAGUAAACUACCACCUACAACCGCCGCUGUUAUCUAUUUGCAAGAAAGUAUCGCACAGGACCUUACGACGGUAGGAGAGAAACCGUGGAUUCGGGAAAAGUAUUACGUGACGGAUAUCGAUGACUCGAAUUGGGCGGCUAGAUACGGGACCACGACGCUAGUGGACCGACGUUUGGAUAUCACGAACUGCUUCCGCGUGCACUACGCCAAGACCCGUAUGCAGCGCGAUGCGUUCUUCGUCGAUAUAGUGCUUGGUGGUGGUAAGACGGUUAGGCUGUGCAAUACGCAUCUCGAGUCCCUAGCUUUCGAGCCGCCGUUUCGUCCCCCGCAGAUGCAGGUCGUGGUUAAGUAUAUGCAUGAUGAGAAUGUCUUUGGCGCGGUGGCGGCGGGGGAUUUUAAUGCUAUACAGCCGUUUGAUCGGACGCUGCAUGAGGAUAAUGGGCUGAAAGAUGCGUAUUUGGAACUUGGUGGCAAGGAAGAUAGUGAGGAGGGGUAUACUUGGGGUCAGCAGGCUACGACGACGUUGAGGGAGAGGUUUGGGUGUUCUAGGAUGGAUAAGGUGUACUUCGCGGGACGGGUGAAGUUAUUGAGUUUUGAGCGGUUUGGUAGGGAUGUUGAGUUGAGUGAUCCGGCUCAGAGAGAGCGGGUUGUGAGUUUGGGCUUUGAGAAGCCGUGGAUUACGGAUCAUUUGGGAGUUGUGGCGCAUUUUCGAGUCGAGGAUCCCUAGGUGUGGUACUCUUAUAACCUCGAGCCUACUUUUGUGCAUAUCAAAUAGAAAUAAAAUAUAAAAUAAAAUAAAUCUAAGCAAAUAGUG